Coccidioides immitis RS is the source of this 1704-nucleotide messenger RNA. RefSeq names its product sugar porter (SP) family MFS transporter. Gene Ontology annotation, molecular function: carbohydrate:proton symporter activity. The coding region runs from base 1 to 1704 and encodes 567 amino acids. Gene Ontology annotation, cellular component: membrane. The record is from RefSeq and is a predicted model, not a curated record. Gene Ontology annotation, biological process: transmembrane transport; carbohydrate transport. The transcript has 6 exons. Lineage: Eukaryota; Fungi; Ascomycota; Eurotiomycetes; Onygenales; Onygenaceae.
AUGUAUGAUACGGAAACUACGGCGCUGCUCCCUACGCACUCCCAGUCCUACAAGCACCCUUCUGUAGAACGCAGCGGCAGAGUAUGCGAAAUGGGGAAAGCAGACCACGAUGUCGAGGGCCGCAGGGUCACCGCCGAAAUUGGCGGGGAGGCACAAAUUGCUACGGUUGCAGAGACGAGCAUGGACUUUAGAACCGCUAUCAAGCUUUACCCGAAAGCAGCUGCAUGGUCGUUGUUCUUUUCCCUGGGAGUGAUAAUGACUGGCUUCGAUCCCCAGAUCAUGGGUAACUUAUAUGGAGUCCCAAAAUUUCAGGAGGACUUUGGGUAUAUUUUCAAAGGAAAAUGGAUAAUCUCUGCCGCCUGGCAAUCUGGUCUUAGGUUCGUGACUGGUGGAAUCGGCCCUAGUUCAAAUACAAUCAUUGAUGGUCGUCUAGCAUGGGAAGCCCGGUUGGUCAAGUCGUGGGUGCUUAAGCGGCAAGUUAUCCAAUGGAGUGGUUUGGGCGGAAGUCGACGUUCUUGGUUCGUUGGAGUGACUUGCGUGAUCCUCACUGCGGGAUGCGUCUUUAUCCAGUUUUAUGCUCGUUCUCUCCCUGUGUUGCUGGUGGGCGAGCUGCUCGGUGGUCUCAUCCUCGGCUGUUAUGCGGUCAUUGCUCCAGCAUACGCUUCUGAAGUUUGCCCGGUCGCUUUACGAGGUGUGUUGACCGCGUACAUAAACUUAUGUUUUGUCAUCGGCCAGUUUAUCGCGAAUGGCAUAGCUGCCGCCACCCAUGGACUAGAUUCGCAUUGGGCCUAUAGUAUUCCGUUCUCCAUGCAGUGGAUUUGGCCAGCGAUUAUCCUUUCGGCUAUUUUCUUCGCUCCUGAAAGUCCCUGGUGGCUGGUGAGGAAAGGAAGACUUGACAACGCUGAGAUGUCACUUCGGCGGCUAGCAUCCCCAAGGGUGGACGUCAAGGCGACCUUGGCAAUGAUCAUUGAAACUGAUCGGCUGGAGCAGGAGAUGGAGGCAGGCACUACAUACCGGGAUUGCUUUAGGAAGAUCAAUCUUAGGCGGACUGAAAUUGCUAUCGGCGUUUAUACUAUCCAAGUCUUUAGCGGAAUAUAUCUCAUCGGUUUCUCGACUUAUUUCUUCACUUUGGCUGGCCUGUCAACAGAUAAUGCAUUUAACAUGGGCAUCGGGUUCCUUGGUGUUGGAUUCGUAGGGACAUGUCUAUCGUGGGUGCUGCUCUCAUAUGUUGGUCGAAGAACAAUCUACCGCAACGGCUUGGGGGUAAUGGCUAUUAUUCUGUUUAUCAUUGGCAUUCUGGACUGUACCCCCAACUACCUUGAUCGACCUGGCGUGAUUUGGGCGCAAUCGUCGAUGAUGCUGGUCUGGAAUUUCACUUACAAUCUAUCCGUCGGGCCCAUCUGCUUCGUGAUCCUAUGUGAAUGCUCGGCGACGAAGGUUCGUUCCAAAACCAUUGCCAUCGCUACGGCUAUCCAGGCGAUUUUUGGAAUUGUCAUGACUGUUGCCAUUCCACAUAUGAUCAAUCUGGACGCGGGAAAUAUGCGAGGGAAGUUGGGAUUUUUCUUUGGAGGUUUAUCUAUAAUUUGCCUCCUGUGGACAUGGUUUAGGGUACCAGAAACGAAAGGUAGAACAUACGAAGAGCUUGACAUUAUGUUUGAGCGCAACGUACCAACUCACCAAUUUAAGGAUUAUAAAGUCAUAUAA